Molecule: messenger RNA, 1407 nt
Organism: Colletotrichum orchidophilum
Lineage: Eukaryota; Fungi; Ascomycota; Sordariomycetes; Glomerellales; Glomerellaceae
Exons: 3
Coding region: 1-1407 (468 amino acids)
Source: RefSeq, a predicted model, not a curated record
AUGUCGUGUUUAGAGUUGAGAAUCUGUGUCAUCCGAUCCAGACUCCAACUCGGAUGCAACUUGCAUUAUUGCGCUGCAAGAAGAGGUCAAGAACAUAAAGCUUUUGGGGGGGAACACAUUGUCGUCCGAGACUUGUCAAAAUCUGCUGAGGAUGCACAUCUCUCCUUCCCGCAUGACACCUUCAGCCAGAUCGUGAACUUUUCGUCGGUCACCAUCACGAUGCUGGGCGACUCAGAAGCCUCCGCGGCCGUCGCGGCCGGUCGUGUACCGCCAGAAAUCAGCCUCGCGUAUUUGGAAGAAACCCGAGAUGGGCCGUCGAUGAAUGCGUCCAUUUUCAUGUUUGCCGUCACGUUGGUGAUUGUCAACGGUCGCGCCUUUUCACGAUUGUUCCUACGGAAAAGCUUUGGAAUAGACGACACGCUAGCAGUGAUAUCUAUGGCAAUGUUCAUAGCCUUCGUUCCACUGUGCCUCAUCCUCAUCAAUAUCGGUUCUGGCCGACAUUUUGAAUUUAUCCAGUUUGUCAUGACCCAGGAAAUCUUGGAAGAAACCGAGGUUCUCGACUUCACCGCGCACCUGAUAUACACGAGCGCGCUAUUCGUAUGUCGAUUCUCGGGUCUGGCGUUCUACUACCGAGUAUGCGGCGUCCACAGCCGCUUUCUCGUCGCCAUCAAAGCAGCAGCGCUGUUCCUCAUCGCCGGUUACAUCACACAGAUGCUCCUCAUCGUGUUCCACUGUUUGCCCGUGACAGCCCUUUGGCCCUACGAAUGGCAGUCGCAGUUCAACCAGUUCAAGUGUCUCCCCUGGGGUUUCGUGUACGGAAUUAAUUCGGCCGUCUCCCUGCUUUGCGACUUUGUACUAUUUGGGAUACCUGUUGCGAUGCUGUGGAUGUUGGAAAUGACACGGAAGAGAAAGAUUCAGCUUGCCUGUAUUCUGCUGCCCGGAAUCUUCGUCGUCGCAAUAUCAGUUGCCCGCCUUAUUCUGGUCAUCAACGGGCAAUGGCAACCAGACCAGUCGUGGAUAUACAGCCCACUCCUCGCGACUGAGGUAGCCGAGAUCGGCGCAACGCUUGUUGCACUGUCCAUACCGGGCUUCAGGCCAUUAGCGGAGGAGCUCUUCAACAGAGUGGUCGCAAGGCUCAAGCUGUGGUUCCCAAAACUGUUCAACAGAUGCAGGCGGAAUUCUACGGUAUACCCAGAUCUGUGGUAUGAGACACCACCAUGGCAACAACAUCCAACGCCGAUGACUGGGGAUUUCAAGGUGAAGGAUAUCGAGAGUGUGAUUGGAUUGGAACUCAAGGAGAUUCAAAAUCCGGAAAAUGACGCGCAACCGAGCAAAGGCAAAGCUAGGCCAGAAAGUACAAACAUCUGGAUGUUCGAGGAUCCAGUGAAGGAGAAAGAUCGGAUAUGA